AUGAAAAUUAUUGCAUUGCUUAUUUUAAAUGUGUUAGGAUUUAAGUUGCAAGUAGCUUUUUACUCCAUUAGAAUAGAUGAAUCUUAUGAUUUAUUUGACUUAUCUUUGGAUGAAGGUUUAGAAGAUCCAAGAAUGACAUCAAUAAUUGAAUGUAUGAUUGAAAAUAAAUUGGUGUUGACAGAUUAUAAUACUCCGAUGGCUGAACAUUGUUAUUCGAGUGAUAUCUCAAUAAAGGAAGAUUUUGUAAAACAUAUCAAAAACAAUAGAAAUGUUAAGAUAUGCAGUUCGGUUUAUUCACUUUUAUUUUUAGCAAAUGAUAGGCUUGUAAAAAAAAAAGAUUUGCCAAUAUUAAUAACAAUGUUUAGAAUUAUUAAAUUUAAGAAGAAUAAUUGGAAAGCUAUUGAAAGGCUAGAAGCAAAAUAUGAAAAAAUUAAAGACUAUUUUAAGGAGAAUAUGGCUAUAAGUUCAAGCCUUGAUAAAUCUUUUUUUGCAAAUUUUACUAUAUUUUGUAAUGCUUAUAAAGUCUUAAAAGAUUUUAAAUCCGAGUCUUUAGUGGCGCUUACUAAAAGAGCAAUAUUGUUUUACAUUAAAGAUGUUCCAUCAAUUGAUCAAAGUGAUAUUAACGAUUUUUUGGCCCAAAACGAAGAUCAUAUUUUUGAAUGUAGUACAAAGAUAAAAAAAGUGUUGUCGUAUUUAGUCAGCUCUUUAAUUGAUGAUUUUUUUUUUAGAGAAAAUUACGUUUUCUUUAUUGAAUAUUUAAAAUAA
Messenger RNA from Vairimorpha ceranae, 765 nucleotides. RefSeq lists its product as hypothetical. Lineage: Eukaryota; Fungi; Microsporidia; Nosematidae. The record is from RefSeq and is a predicted model, not a curated record. The coding region runs from base 1 to 765 and encodes 254 amino acids. The transcript has a single exon.